CGAACUGUAAGACGCAUACACAGUGGGAGAUUUACACGAGGAUCGGACCGGGUCACACAAGACACGGGCGCUGGGAAGACCAGGCGGCGGUCGGUCGCGUUUCGAUGACGUCUACUGUUUGUUUCCACGUCGCUCGUGAGUAAAGAUGGCGGAAGUGGAUGACUCUAACAAACCCCUGUUUGCAGGGCUUUCUGAUGUUUCCAUUUCAGAAGAUAUCCCCGUUGAGGGGGAGAUCACUGUCCCCGUGGGCCCUUCAUCGCAGGAUGACGCCUACUCUACGCUCGACGAGCCUGUUAAGGAGACAAUCCUCAGGGAUUUGAAAGCAGUGGGAAAGAAGUUUGUCCAUGUGAUGUAUCCCAGAAAAAGCUCAGCAUUAUUACGAGAUUGGGAUCUGUGGGGUCCGCUACUCCUUUGUGUCACCUUGGCUCUUAUGUUGCAAGGAGGCUCUGCAGACAGUAAAGAAGAUGGCGGACCACAGUUUGCGGAGGUCUUCGUGAUCAUCUGGUUUGGCUCAGUUGUUAUAACACUGAACUCCAAACUGCUUGGUGGUACCAUCUCAUUUUUCCAGAGCCUCUGUGUGCUGGGGUAUUGCAUCCUGCCUCUUACCGUGGCGAUGAUCGUGUGCAGACUGGUGCUGCUGGGAGGAUCUGGCACUGUCAGCUUCAUAGUCAGGCUCGUCAUGGUGGUCGCCUCGUUCAGCUGGUCCACGUUCGCCUCAACAGCCUUUUUGGCGGAUAGCCAACCUGCAAAUCGGAAAGCUCUGGUGGUGUAUCCUAUUUUCCUCUUCUAUUUUGUCAUUGGUUGGAUGAUUCUCACAUUUUCGCCGUCUUCUUGAAGUGGACCCUGAAGGGUUCUCCUAUUUAAACUUAAAAGCUGGACCCUUUUCUGUGCAGGAAGUUAAAAACAGCUGAACUCACUCUUUUUUUUUCUAAAUUGAGACUGGUUGUAAAGCCAGAUUAAAAAGAAAAAAAGACUUGCAUGUCUCGGAUGUAUUAAGGGCAUAACCGAACGCUUAUUGGUGGAUGCAUUAUGCUAAAGGUAUGACUGGACAUGGUUCGUUCCUCCCUUUAAGUUAAAUAUGUUUUGUUAAAACAGUACAAGUGCCAUUCUUGGUGUAAGGAACUUGGUUUGUUCGAUCCCAAGAAGUUUAGCCUUACUAAAGGAAUAAAGCUGAAAGGAAAUGUUUCGAAAAUCCCAAAUGCUUUAUUUAGCGCAAAAAUAAUUAAGUGUCAUUUUUUCCCUUUCUGCAAAUUAAUUUAGAAAAAGUGUAUAAAACUGAGCACUGUCCUAUACUGUAGUCUGAACUUUUCCAUUGCUGGUCUUAUCAGCUCUCUAAGCUGGCUUUUGUUCCAUUCAAGCAUAUAAUUAGUCUUAGUUUAGUUGUUGACAAAAUGGGUCGUUUUUCAAACCAAGUUAAAAGUAACACAAGCUGAGGACUCGCUGUUGAUGCCGUUUCGUUUGAACUCAUUUUGAACAUUUAAAGUAACCAAAGACUCAAAUUUCAACUCAGUUUUGGUUUAGCAAUUAGGAUUUGAAAUUUAUAAUCCAGGUUCAGUUUAUGUAUAUUUUUAUGCUUAUCAAAUGAAAGGAACAUAAGCCAGCUACUUUAUUAUGAUUAACCAUCAAAACAUGUGUCCUUCGCUUUCCAAGGACAGCAUGAUUAAAAGGUUUUACACUAUGUUCCUCUGCUGGCUAAAUUUGCGGUUAACAUGGUACCAGUUUCUCUGAAUUUGUUUUCAAUCAAGUUGUUCUUUUAAGCAGUAGUUAAAAGGUUGGCUAAAUAAAAGGUCAGGAUACGUAGUGAGCCGCCAGAGGCACUCCUGCAAAAAAAACUUCACGAAGGGCAGUUUGGCGCCGUUUGUUAACAUAGAUAUGUUGUUGUGUAGCACUGUCUGUCAUACUUUCCAUUCUGCAAGGAAUCCUGUUUUUUAUUAAAUUCAGUCCAUUCCUCUUUGCUUCAAAACAGUAUGUUAUUUCUAGACAAUUUACACGUGGAUCCAGUGGUGAAGGCCUGAUAUAUUUAUGGGAAAUAUAGAGAUUCUGAAAUUGUCUAUGUGUGUAACAUUUUUUUGUAUGUAUAAUAAAAGUCACUUCUGUACAUAUGUGAUUAUGUUCUACUUGAGGAGUAGUCUGUCCAAAAUGUAAAUGUGUAAUAUUUAUGAUUUGUUAAUCAUUACAAGAGUAUUUAUAUUUAGUUAUUAGCUGUUAUUCAAUUUCCAACAAUGGGGAAAGGCAUAUUCCAAACUCUUGUUUAGCCCCUACAGUAAUUUAUAUAUAUAUAUAACAUUUUUUUUCUAGACAUCAGAGAUUAGAAUUAAUUGAAUGCCCUUUGUGUUCCCUGUUACCUUCAAGGUCACGGUAACCCAUGUUCCUUUUAAAUUGUUCCCAGAUCUCCUAAUUACACAUCUCUCAGAUUUUCUGUAAUUUUUCUGAAAUUUUAUGGUGAGGUAUCUUCAAAGUCUUUGGAGGAAAUUCAAAAAUAUGUUUGUGAGAAGGUGAUGGAGGUGAGCAAGUGAGUUCUUUUUGAAAGCCAUGCUCAAUAAAGUAAUGCCUUAA
This is a messenger RNA of Paramormyrops kingsleyae, 2556 nucleotides long. RefSeq names its product Yip1 domain family, member 6 (gene yipf6). Gene Ontology annotation, cellular component: trans-Golgi network; membrane. NCBI's taxonomy places the organism in Eukaryota, Metazoa, Chordata, Actinopteri, Osteoglossiformes, Mormyridae. Gene Ontology annotation, biological process: endoplasmic reticulum to Golgi vesicle-mediated transport. The record is from RefSeq and is a predicted model, not a curated record.